AUGGAACAGAUGACAGCAGCAAUGAUCAGUGUUGUGAUCUCGAGCGACGGCAACAUCAGGAAGAAAGCUCAUGAGAAGCUAGAGAGAUACCAAGGACUGAGAGGGAAAAACUGGAUGGGAUGUGGAAGGACGACUCUCCUCCCACGGCGUCCCAACACCAACUGGGAGCCUGUCACCUCGCCUAUGCUGGGACGACGGAGUGCAGAUGUCCGUGGCGGGAACAGAGGUUCCGUUUCUCCGCGGGAGGAUUUGGACCGGACCAUUGCUGCCUUCGAAACUGUCGAGCAGCUCUCCUCCAAACCCUGAACCCGGGAGCUCCAAACCCUGAACCCGGAGACAUGGAGACAAGACCUGGACUCCAUCUACACACAGACUCACAUUCAGUACAGGUCCAGGUCCUAUCAACUCGCUAGCAGGCAUAAUAAAGUUGACCUCGACCGCCUCAAUGACGACGUGAAGCGGUACAGCUGCACGCCCCGGAACUACUCGGUGAACCUCCGCGAGGAGCUGCGCACCAACGCCGUCUUCUUCCCUCGCUGCCUCCUGGUCAAACGCUGCGGAGGGAACUGCGCCUGUGGGACCGACAACUGGAACAGCGGCUGCAGCUGUCAGGCUGCCAAGACCUCGCUCAAGCUACACGAGGUACUGAAGUAUGCUCCGGAAGUGACCGGGUACCAGCGGCACCGGAGGCCCCGGCCCCGCUGGGUCAUCGACGAGAUCUUCCUGGCGCACCACGACAACUGCGAGUGCGAGUGUCCCUCCAGGCCCCCUCGCUGAGACACUCGCCCACGCUCCGACACCCCCCACCCCCCCACCCCCGGGACUUCUGAAUGAGCUGAUCUUCUUUCAUGCAUCUUUACUAUACAUGGACUUGACAUUCAGCAAUGCACAGGAACACACACACACACACACACACACACACAGACACACACAGCUGGUAACGGCCAAUAACCUGUUUGCAAAUAUAAACCUCAUGAAUACUUACGUACAAGUCUUAUGCCUUUGAGUACACCAACACAUACCCCCACCUUAGGACACACAAAUUCACAACCCCUCUUUCCCGCCCUGUGCACAACCCUCGUUACACACACCGCCGGGCGAGACCCCGCGGCCCUUCCCAGACAGAGGCGUCUCCGCGCUGAAGCUCAGCGUCCCUCGGACUCUGCUCAGAGGACCACGGAAAGGCUGCUCUGUGCCCCGGCGGGUCCUUCAGACCCCAGCUGGGUUCGCUUCCUGUUCUGGCUCGCUCAGGAGACGGCUUUUCAUUACCGUUCGUUAUUGGAAAAAGAAAUCUUUCAAAGUUGCUGAUGAGCCCAGCUCGUUGAGAGACACCGUUGUGUGGACGGAGGCUGAUUCACGUGUUCCUUUAUCCCCCGUUAAAUCAAUCCCGGUUUGGUUGAAUUGAAACGCAGUUGACCCCUGACCCUAUGUAAACACAGAAUCUUACGGGGCUUUACUUUAUUUUCCCCCCUCAUUUGCGCGUGUCAGUCAGUGUCGAGACGUGUUGAAGUGUGUUUGACUGCUGCUGUCUGAGGAGCGAUUGUGCUUUUCCUGCUGAGGCACGGCGAGAUGAUGGCGUGUAAAAGACAAACGGCGGUGGGGAGAUGGAGGCGGUGGGGAGAUGGAGGCGGUGGAGAGAUGGAGGCAGUGGAGUUUGUCAGCGAACCCCACCCUUCACCCUGUGCACUAGCCGCAGCCUGCAAACCCUCAAACGAGCACAAGCACGCUCACCCACACACACAUGCACACCCAUACACACA
Messenger RNA from Lampris incognitus (smalleye Pacific opah), 1760 nucleotides. RefSeq names its product platelet derived growth factor d (gene pdgfd). Lineage: Eukaryota; Metazoa; Chordata; Actinopteri; Lampriformes; Lampridae. Gene Ontology annotation, biological process: positive regulation of ERK1 and ERK2 cascade; positive regulation of cell migration; platelet-derived growth factor receptor signaling pathway. The record is from RefSeq and is a predicted model, not a curated record. Gene Ontology annotation, cellular component: membrane. Gene Ontology annotation, molecular function: platelet-derived growth factor receptor binding; growth factor activity.